Messenger RNA from Chlorella variabilis, 345 nucleotides. RefSeq lists its product as hypothetical. Bases 1 to 345 code for a protein of 114 amino acids. Gene Ontology annotation, biological process: photosynthesis. Gene Ontology annotation, cellular component: photosystem II oxygen evolving complex; photosystem II; chloroplast thylakoid membrane. Lineage: Eukaryota; Viridiplantae; Chlorophyta; Trebouxiophyceae; Chlorellales; Chlorellaceae. The transcript has 4 exons. The record is from RefSeq and is a predicted model, not a curated record.
AUGGCCAGCAGCAUGGAGUUCAUCAAGGGCAUCGAGGAGCCCACCAUCCCCGACGUCAAGCUCACCCGCAGCAGGGACGGCGCCAGCGGCACAGCGACCUUUGUGUUCCAGAACCCGGCCAUCUUCGAGGCCAGCAGCGAGCUGGGCGACAUCACGGGGCUGUACAUGAACGACGACGAGGGCACCAUCCAGACGGUGGAUGUGCAGGCCAAGUUUGUGAACGGCAGGCCGGACAAGAUUGAGGUCAAAUACGUGAUGCGCAGCUCGUUCGAGUGGGAUCGCUUCAUGCGCUUCAUGGAGCGGUAUGCUGAAGACAAGGGGCUUGGAUUUCAGAAGAGCGGCUGA